Molecule: messenger RNA, 4317 nt
Organism: Scomber japonicus (chub mackerel)
Lineage: Eukaryota; Metazoa; Chordata; Actinopteri; Scombriformes; Scombridae
Gene: amph
Product: amphiphysin
Exons: 23
Coding region: 140-3466 (1108 amino acids)
Biological process (GO): synaptic vesicle endocytosis
Cellular component (GO): synaptic vesicle; cytoplasm; plasma membrane
Molecular function (GO): protein binding; phospholipid binding
Source: RefSeq, a predicted model, not a curated record
GUUAGAUAAGACCACUUACACCGUGAACACCCCGAAGAGCGGUGAAAAGUGGACUCUCUAUUUUAACUUGUGCCGAAGUGCAGCGAGAGGAAACCUGCAGCCAAUCAAUACACAGACUCAUCUGACGUGUCGAGUCAUCAUGGCGGAAAUUAAAACGGGAAUCUUCGCUAAGAAUGUUCAGAAAAGACUGAACCGCGCUCAGGAGAAGGUGCUGCAGAAGCUGGGUAAAGCAGAUGAGACCAAAGAUGAGCAGUUUGAACAAGUGGUUGUUAACUUCAGGAGGCAGGAGUCUGAAGGCUCGCGGUUGCAAAGAGAGAUGAAGUCCUACAUGUCUUCAAUUAAAGGGAUGCAGCAGGCCUCCAUCAACCUGACACAGUCUCUGCAUGAAGUCUAUGAACCAGACUGGCACGGCAAAGAUGACGUCAUGACCAUUGGGAAGGACUGUGAUGCAUUGUGGGAAGAUUUCCACAACAAACUGGUGGACUCGACACUGCUGAACCUGGACGAGUACCUGCUGCAGUUUCCAGACCUGAAGACUCGCGUGGCCAAAAGAAGUCGGAAACUUAUCGACUACGACAGCGCUCGGCAUCAUGUGGAAACUCUGCAGACUUCUGGGAUGAAGAACGACCGAAAGAUGAUGAAGGCAGAGGACGAGUUGAAAAAGGCCCAGAGAGUGUUUGACGAGCUGAAUGUUGGUCUGCAGGAUGAACUGCCAACUCUGUGGGACAGCCGGGUCGGAUUCUACAUCAGCACUUACAAAAGUGUGACGAGUCUGGAGGCAAAGUUUCACCGUGAGAUUUCUCUGGUGUGUAGGCAGCUGUAUGAGGUGAUGACCAAACUUGCUGAGCAGCACUCUGACAAAAUGUUCACCAUCCAAGGAGCACCGAGUGAUUCGGGACCUCUGCGGCUUGCUAGAACACCAUCACCACCAGAAGACGAGAGUCCACCUGAGAGUCCAGAUGCAAGCUCCAAUCACAUGCUCCGCCCCGUCUCACCUGGACCUCCACGGCCCAAAUCCCCAAUACAGCUUAAAAAGGGACCCCCUGUGCCCCCCCCACCAAAGGCCACCCCCACCAAGGAGGUGGCAGAGGAACAGAUCAUUGACCUGUUUGGAGGAGAAUUCUUACCAGCACCUUCACCAUCGCAGCCCAAUGAAAGACCAGGAGAAUCUCUUCUCGACAUGGACUUUGACGCUUUUCAGCCUGAUGAAAGUGUCUCACCGAUACCACAGACAGCUGUGCCUUGGGAUAUGUGGUCGGUGAGUACUGUCCUCUGUCUUGAUCAAAAAAAGCUGUUUAAUAAUUACCACGUUUUACUUAACCAGGAAUUUACAUUGAACAGGUCCUCCUGGAAGCACGCUGCAGACACUGGCUUUGUCGCUGACUGGUCUGCUGACUUUGGCUCAGUAACAGCAAACGGAGAUGCUGCCUCAGGAGCUGAGGCCCCUGCUGCCCCUGGGGCCUCUGCUGCAGGGCCAGAGGGGGCGGAGGGCGAGGCACAGAGUGGGGCUCAGGGCUGGCCCCAGGGAGAUGCCUGCCAGCCAGGUGGAGACGCAACUACACCUCCUCAACCGGAGGACAGUGAGGCAGCCAUAGCACCUGAAGAUGAGGUUAGCAGCUGGGACCUCAAUCCUGUAACUUACCCCAACCUCCAUCCCUCUGCAGUCGGAGGUGAUGAAGCUGAGACAGAGCAGGCAGAUUCAGGGGGAGACAUAGCAGGGCAGGAAGACCGCAGGAAGUCCACACCAGGACUUAUUUUCACCAACGAGUACGGUGAACAGAUUCAGGACAGCACUGAGGAUAGAGUGGAGAAGUUGUCCAGGUCUCCAGAUGGGUCUGGGUCUGAGUAUGAGACUGCUGAGGAAUGGGGUGAUGGAGGUCAGGGGGGGGGCUGGACAAGUGCUGAUGAUGAACUUUCAUAUGAAGAUCCUCCCCAUUGGGAGGAUGCUACAAAAGGUAGAACUGAUGGUGAGGCAUCAGAUCAGCCACAAACCGUAUCAGCAGACAUGACAAAUCCCCCCGAAACACAGGGAGGUACGUUUGAUUCUGACCCCUUUGCUGAAACACAGGGAGGUACGUUUGAUUCUGACCCCUUUGCUGAAACACAGGGAGGAGGUGCGUUUGAUUCUGACCCCUUUGCUGAAACACAGGGAGGUACGUUUGAUUCUGACCCCUUUGCUGAAACACAGGGAGGUACGUUUGAUUCUGACCCCUUUGCUGAAACACAGGGAGGUACGUUUGAUUCUGACCCCUUUGCUGAAACACAGGGAGGAGGUACGUUUGAUUCUGACCCCUUUGCUGAAACACAGGGAGGAGGUGCGUUUGAUUCUGACCCCUUUGCUGAAACACAGGGAGGAGGUACGUUUGAUUCUGACCCCUUUGCUGAAACACAGGGAGGAGGUGCGUUUGAUUCUGACCCCUUUGCUGAAACACAGGGAGGAGGUGCGUUUGAUUCUGACCCCUUUGCUGAAACACAGGGAGGAGGUGCGUUUGAUUCUGACCCCUUUGCUGAAACACAGUUUGGAGACAGAGUGGGUGGUGUUAAAUGUGAUCCAUUUUCUGAGACCUCAGGAGAAGGUGAUCUUGUGUCCACCAGUGAUGGAGGAACUGGGUGGGAUACAGAUCCGUUUGCCAACAGUCUCCCAGCAGCGUCUGCAGAUACUGAGGGUCCUGCCACAAACACCACGUCUUGGCAGGAAGUCAGUAAUGAUAUUGGCUUCAACUCUUCUGUCACUCAAGAAAACUCUGCGUCCUUCUCUGGCACAGCAGCACAAGGAGUUAAAGAUGUAAACGUUCCCAGAAUUCCCAAAGAACCAGAAAAUUCAGACAUGUCCGAAGAUGAGGCUGCAAACCGGAGAUUUGGAAAGUUGUACCAAGAGCUAGAUACAGAAAAGGAAGAGGUGAACAAAGAAUUUAACGGAUUUUCACAGGAUGCAGCUGCCCCAUCCUUUUUUGCUGAUUUUGAUAAGAUGACUCCUUCAGCUGAAGAGGCCAAAACAUCUCCAGCUGAGGCUGCUCCAUCGGAAUCAGCUCCAGAGGAAAGGAAGGAGAGUCCUGUGGAUGAAGCUUCGGAAAAGAUGCCAAUCCCAUCUGUGGUAAUUGAGCCUGCUUCCAGUAAUGAAGGUGAUGAUGACCGUGAUGCUGACAUCAUCUCUCCCACCGCCAUCAGUGAUAACGGUGUGACUGCUACAAACCAAACCAUCAAACACAUGAGCCCAUCAGGUGGAGUCUCAGGACUUCCUGACGACUUUCUGUACAAGGUGGAGACGGUCCAUGACUUUGAGGCUGCAAAUUCUGAUGAGCUAGAAUUGAAGAAAGGUGAUGUGGUGUUGGUGGUUCCCACUGCUUCAGUAGAAGAUCAGGAUGCUGGCUGGCUCACAGGGAUCAAAGAAAAUGACUGGUUAACACUGGGGGCUAGCGCUGAAAAAGGACUUUUCCCAGAUAACUUUACGCAGCGCUUGGACUAAGAAGACUCUUCAGCUGGUGGGAAAAAUAAGCAUAAGUGAGAGACAUGGGUGCACAAGUCAUCCAGUUAGCAUGUAGCCAACCCCUUUUUCUGAAAAAACAAACCUGAACCUGCUGCAGUGGUCUGUUGGACAACGAUAGGCUUCCUCUGGUAGAGAUAAAACUUUUCCGUCUACAGAAACUAAUUAACACUCGUACUAUUCCCAGCAUUACAGAAAAUGAAUAAGCAUGAUGUGAUAGUAUGGUCUACCCUUAUCUGAAAAUAAGAUGUUUUUUUGAAAGCAAAUAAAAUAUGAUGUUUGGUUUAUAGGGAAUAUUCCAAUUUGUACAUGUUCACACCUACAAAAGCAGGAACUUGUUUCUGAAGAAAAAAAACAGCAAAAAAAGAAACAACUGUACCUUCUGUAAGUGUGUUGUGCUGAUUUUGUUGCUCUGCUGUGGAAUAUACCAGAAUUUCUAGUGCUGUGGUCUGUUUGAAUGUUAUUGACUAUAACAUAAAACUCUUGAGUUUGUUCGUUUUUUCAGAUGUGUUAUCACUGUUAUCACUAUUUGUGUGUUUCUGUAAAUCAUGAGUGUGUGUGGGAAGUUUUGUUUGGCAUAUGUGGUGAAGAAAUAAGUAAUUGAUGGGUGUUGCUGUGGUUUUGCCAAAAGAAAUAUUGACAUGUGUUAUCUUAUCAUUGGGGCACAAACUGUGCAUGUCAAGCAUGAAAAUCUAAAAUAUUUAUAAUAGUAAAAGUUUCAAGACAAGCAAAUAAAGUAUUUCCCUGCUAUUGAAAAUAUCUUUCUGUAACUAAUAUGUCAUAUAAAAUCUUAUUUUCAAGACGCCAAGCCAUCCAGAGGCGGUUUAAUCUUA